GUCAUUGCUAGCAGGUGAAUUAAAAAUGCUUUUUAAUGGAUUAAUAGAAAGCUCUCAAAGUUUUUGUUGUGUUAAUGUUUAGAUUCUGGAAAUGAAAAAUUGGGUAGCAGCACCUCCAAGUAACACAAAAAUAAAGUGAAAUUAGCUUUCUUUUUCUCGUAGUUGUCAAACUUGAUUUAGAGACUAAUUUCAAAAGUCAAAUUUCAACUGAUCCUGUUCUUGCACAAGCACACCUAUCUUCAACACUUCACCAUAAUCAUGUAUUGCUUUCCAUGUCUUAAAAGCCCUCCCUUUUAUCUCUCUUGAUGAAACCUCAAAAAACCUGCUUCAAUGGAAACCAAAACACUUCUUUUGCUCUCCCUGACAAUGCUCUCUCCCGUCUCCUUCUCCACCUCUUUCACUCCUACGGAUAACUACCUUAUCAACUGUGGUUCAAACACCAACACCUCUUUCAUUCCUACAGAUAGCAGAAUUUUUGGAGCUGAUUCCACUUCACAAGGUUCAAUCUUUCCCUCUAAAGGCCAGUCCAUUUCACCCAAGAACCAAAACCCAUCUCCAAAUUCACCAACUUUGUACAACACAGCUAGAGUUUUCACUACUGCUUCAAGCUACAAGUUCAGUGUUGAGAGAAACCGGACCCACUUUGUACGUUUACAUUUCUCUCCGUUUAAAGCGCAAGGCUUUGAUUUAUCUACCGCAAAGUUUAGUGUUUUAGUUAAUGGGAAUUUGUUGUUGAGUGAUUUUAGUACCAAAGUUGUUGUGCUUAAAGAGUACGUAUUUAGAGUUGAUAGUAAUGCUCUUGAAAUUUUGUUUAGUCCUGUUUGUAAAUCAAGUUUUGGAUUUGUGAAUGCAAUUGAAGUGUUUUCAGCUCCUAAGGAUUUUAUUCUUGAUGAGGGAGCUAAAUUGGUUAGUGCUAAUGGAAUUGAAGUGUACAAGAAUCUUUCUUCACACGUUUUAGAGACAAUUCAUAGGAUUAAUGUUGGAGGUUCAAAAUUGGUGCCUUUUAAUGAUACUGUGUGGAGAACUUGGAUUCCUGAUGAGGACUUUCUUGUUUUGAAAUCUGCUGCGAAACGUGCAGUUACUGCUAGUGCUCCUAAUUAUCAGAUUGGGGGUGCUAGUAGGGAGAUUGCGCCUGAAAAUGUAUAUAUGACUGCACAGCAGUUGAAUAAGGAUAAUAACUCAAUUCAGUCGAGAUUUAACAUCACAUGGGAUUUUCCAGUGGGAUCUGUCGGGGUUCGGCACUUGGUUCGAUUACAUUUCUGUGAUAUUGUCAGUGCUUCACUUAAUCAGUUGUACUUUGAUGUGUACCUAAACGAGUACUCCGCGGAAAGUGAUUUUGAUUUGUCAUCCCUUACAUUCCAUGUACUUUCAUCUCCAAUGUAUGUAGACUAUAUUGUGGAUUCUAAUGAUUUAGGGGCUGUGCGUGUUAGUGUUGGACCUUCGGCCAUUAGUGGUCUUUUGAGAGUCAAUGCUAUUUUGAAUGGGGUGGAGAUCAUGAAGAUGAUAAAUCCUUCUGGUUCACAAAGUGGUCCCAAGAAGAGAGCUGUUUGGAUUGCGGUGGGUUCGAGUAUAGGAGGCUUUGUUGUUCUGUGUUUGAUUGUCUUUGUAGUAACACUUUCUUGUAAAUGCAAGAAGAAGAAACCCAAACCAAGACGAUUAGAAAGUGCAGGUUGGGCAACUUUAUGUGUAUAUGGAGGUAGUACUCAUGGUAGAAUGUCAGAAGUGACUGUGAAUGAAUAUCGCAGCUUGAAGAUCCCUUUUGCUGACAUACAGUUGGCGACCAACAAUUUUGAUAACAGUCUGAAAAUUGGUUCGGGGGGAUUUGGUACUGUUUUCAAAGGUGUUCUUAAAGACAACACAAAGGUUGCUGUAAAGAGGGGUGCGCCAGGAUCCAGGCAAGGGCUCCCUGAAUUCCAAACUGAAAUAACAGUUUUGUCGAAGAUACGCCACCACCAUCUUGUUUCCCUCAUUGGGUAUUGUGAAGAACAGUCAGAAAUGAUCCUUGUCUAUGAGUACAUGGAAAAAGGUCCAUUGAAGGAACACUUGUAUGGCCCGGGAUGUUCUCAUCUGUCCUGGAAGCAAAGGCUUGAAAUUUGCGUUGGUGCAGCAAGAGGAAUUCACUACCUGCAUACAGGUUCUGCUCGAGGCAUUAUCCAUCGUGACAUCAAGUCUACAAAUAUUUUGCUAGAUGAAAAUUACGCAUCCAAGGUUGCUGAUUUCGGUCUUUCACGAUCAGGCCCAUGUCUGGACGAGACUCAUGUAAGUACUGGUGUAAAAGGCAGUUUUGGAUAUCUUGAUCCAGAGUACUUCCGAAGACAGCAGCUUACUGACAAAUCAGAUGUUUAUUCAUUUGGAGUGGUGCUUUUGGAAGUUCUUUGUGCGAGGCCUGCAGUUGAUCCCUUACUUGCUACGGAGCAGGUGAAUUUAGCAGAAUGGGCAAUGCAAUGGCAGAAGAGGGGCAUGCUCGAUCAAAUUAUCGAUCCUCAUCUCGCGGGACAGAUAAAGCAAAAUUCUUUGAAGAAAUUUGGAGAGACAGCAGAGAAAUGUGUGGCUGACUAUGGUGUCGAUAGGCCAAGCAUGGGCGAUGUAUUAUGGAAUUUGGAGCACGCAUUUCAGCUUCAAGAAUCUGAUUCUGAACCAUCAAGAGAACCACGCGAAGACAGCAAUGUGAAUGCACCGGAGCUCCCAUCACCUAGAAUAGCUCCCCAAGAUCCAUCAAAUGACUCUGAGACUGAAACAGACAGUGGUGAUGGUACCUCAGAGAUUAAAAACAGCCAAGUUUUUUCACAGUUGAUGACCAAUGAUGGCAGAUAGUUUUCUUCACUCUUACCUUAACUUAAACAGUCUACAUUGCGGGGGCAGUUUCAAAGCCACUGCAUUGUAUCAUGUCUCAGGACUUGUCCUCGGCAUCAUUCCCUAGGUGCACCAGAGACGCCUCCUCUCACCAACUUUUUUUUUCCUUCGCUACUUUGAAGAUGUAUUUUAUCUUCAUUUACAUAGUGAAUAUGAUUGUAAGUGUUUCAAACAUAUCUAGUUUAUAUAUCCUGUCCCUUGAGAUGUAGCA
Molecule: messenger RNA, 3064 nt
Organism: Populus euphratica (Euphrates poplar)
Lineage: Eukaryota; Viridiplantae; Streptophyta; Magnoliopsida; Malpighiales; Salicaceae
Product: probable receptor-like protein kinase At5g24010
Exons: 1
Coding region: 331-2814 (827 amino acids)
Biological process (GO): protein autophosphorylation
Cellular component (GO): plasmodesma; plasma membrane
Molecular function (GO): transmembrane receptor protein tyrosine kinase activity; ATP binding
Source: RefSeq, a predicted model, not a curated record